Messenger RNA from Papilio polytes (common Mormon), 413 nucleotides. RefSeq lists its product as uncharacterized. The record is from RefSeq and is a predicted model, not a curated record. Bases 99 to 413 code for a protein of 104 amino acids. NCBI's taxonomy places the organism in Eukaryota, Metazoa, Arthropoda, Insecta, Lepidoptera, Papilionidae. The transcript is spliced from 4 exons.
CUCACCACGCCCAUCCCGCACCAGACGGCGGAGUUGUGUUACGGCGAGGCGGUGGGCGACAAAAGCGAGGACUUCGCGGACCCGACGCGCAAGACGCCAUGUUCCUGCGCAAAGUCUGGCGGCGCCGCGGGGGCGUGCUCGCCCGGCAGCUGCGGCGGCGCCUCGCCCGCGCCCGCCGUCUCCGCGCCCUCCUCCGCCGGCGCGCCGCCGCCCUCGCCGCACCUCACCGCGCUGCCCGCACACCAGACGGGCGCCGUGCCGACGACGCUGCACACGCCGGCGCCCACGCCCGACCCGCACGCGCCGCCCACGCCAGCACCGCCCUCCGCGCCGCCGCACAAGCCCUACACACAGGUACGGCACACAAUCACAGACUGGUCGACGAAUCGUGGAUACGAAGCCUGAAGUCAUGA